Molecule: messenger RNA, 786 nt
Organism: Prunus persica (peach)
Lineage: Eukaryota; Viridiplantae; Streptophyta; Magnoliopsida; Rosales; Rosaceae
Product: protein FAR1-RELATED SEQUENCE 5-like
Exons: 2
Coding region: 1-786 (261 amino acids)
Biological process (GO): regulation of DNA-templated transcription
Source: RefSeq, a predicted model, not a curated record
AUGUCUGGGGGCUCAGAGAGUGAUGACUGUGUAACAGCUAAUGGGAGGGUUUAUAUUCCUGAAGUAAGAAAUGAGGAAACACCAGCAGUUGGGAUGAAGUUCGACUCGCUUGACCUCGUUUACAAUUUCUAUAAUAGAUAUGCAUUCUUGGCUGGCUUUGAUGCAACUUCUAGACGGGCGUACGGGUUUUAUGGAGAUGUUGUUGUAUUUGAUACCACAUUCAACACGAAUCGAUACGACUUGACAUUUGCACCAAUGUUGGGAGUUAAUAACCAUGGUCAGACAAUUGUCUUAGCAUGCGCAUUUUUGAGCAAAGAAACGACUGAGUUGUUUAUUUGGAUGUUUGAGGAGUUUAAGAAAGCCAUGCCAGGUGGCGAACCUAAAACGAUCAUUACAGAUCAAGAUGCGGCAAUGACCAGAGCAAUUUCAAUAGCCUUCCCGACUACAUUUCAUCCACUUUGCAUAUGGCACAUCACAUCAAAGUUCUCUGUUAAGUUACCACAUUCUGCUUAUAAGGAGUAUUGGCGUGAAUUUCAGAAAGCCAUAUGGGAUACUGACAAUAAGGAUGAGUUCGAUGCAAAAUGGAAUAUUGUGGUUACAAAGGCUGGUUUGAUUGACCAUCCAUGGCUGAGUUCAAUGUUCGAUUUAAGGGAAUCUUGGGUUCCAGCCUACGCACAACAAUUUUUUGCCGCUGGAAUGUCAAGCAGCCAAAGAGCGGAAGGUUCUCAUGAUUUAUUCAAGCAAUACAUAUCAAAGAGAAAUUCGUUGAUGGAUUUCAUAAUAUGA